UCCUCAUCUCUUUCUUUAUCUCUCUUCUCCCAAUCAUUCAAAUUCAAAUACAAGUUGCUUUCCGAGGUGUAAGUUAAGAAGAAAAGAUGAAAUCCAACAGGAUAUUUGCUAAAAGCUUCAAUCGGUAUGAAAACAAGAAGUUCAGAUAUUGGGCAAUCACUGGCAUUGGAUUCUUUGUCCUCUCAUUAAGCUUCUUCACUCUUCUUAAACAUUCUUUUGGUCCUCUACCAAUUUUUUCAGGUGGAGUAGUAAUAGAGAGAAAGCAAAUUUGCAAUGUUUCAGACCCAAAAUUUGAUGUUUGUGAUGUUGAGGGAGAUAUUAGGAUUGAUUUGAAGUCCUCCACAAUCUUUGCUGCUUCAUCUCAAAUGUUUGACAUGGUAGGAAAUGAAUCAUGGACUGUCAAACCUUAUCCUAGAAAGAAUGAUCAUUACUUGAUGGGAUUCAUUAAGCAAUUCUCAGUAAAUGCAACUGUGGGUCAUGAAGAAUCCCCAUCUUGCACUCUAAAUCACAGUGUUCCGGCUAUCGUGUUCUCGAUUGGAGGAUAUGGCUCAGGAAACCACUGGCAUGCCUUCACUGACAUACUCAUUCCUCUUUUUGAAGCUUCGGCCCAAUUUCAUGGUGAGGUUCAGUUUCUUAUCACCAAUAUAGAAGAUAUACAUUGGAUUAUGAAGUACCAAGCAAUACUUAAACAACUUUCAAGGUACGAGAUCGUCAAAAUUGAUAGCGAUGAUAAUGUUCAUUGCUUCCCUCGUGUGAUAGUUGGUCUUAAGUAUUACAAGGACUUUAGAAUUGACCCCUUAACAGCAUCCAAAGGGUACUCCAUGAAAGAGUUCAGGAAGGUCAUGAGAGAUGCCUACUCAUUGAACAGAUCAGUUGCAAUCAAGAUUGGUCAUGAUACACAAGAGAAGCCAAGGCUUCUGAUCUUAACAAGGAAGGGGUCUCGAGAAUUUAUGAAUGUUGAUGAGAUAGUUGAAUUGGCUAAAAGCAUGGGAUUUGAAGUAGUUGUCUCUGAGGCUAUGGCAAAUAUGGAUAAAUUCUCCCACAUUGUGAACUCCUGUGAUGUGAUGAUGGGGAUUCAUGGAGCUGGGCUUACCAACAUUGUUUUCCUUCCUACAAAUGCAGUAUUGAUACAGGUACUUCCUUGGGGAACAUUUGAAUGGUUGGCUUCUAAUUGUUUUGGGAAGCCAGCAUUGGAUAUGGAUUUAAGGUAUAUGGAGUACAAAGUAAAAGAAGAAGAGAGCUCUUUAAUACAACAAUACCCACUAGAUCAUCCCAUUUUCAAGGAUUCUCAUCCAAAUCAAAAGGUUGAUUGGGGAUUAUUUAAAACUGUGUACUUGAAGCAAAAUGUAAAGAUUGAUGUGGGUAGAUUUAAAGCUACAUUGUCAAAAGCCCUUAAGCAUCUCCAUCGCUAGAUUUGAAAGAGGUAUAUAUAAGGUU
Molecule: messenger RNA, 1437 nt
Organism: Macadamia integrifolia
Lineage: Eukaryota; Viridiplantae; Streptophyta; Magnoliopsida; Proteales; Proteaceae
Product: alpha-1,3-arabinosyltransferase XAT3-like
Exons: 2
Coding region: 87-1412 (441 amino acids)
Molecular function (GO): glycosyltransferase activity
Source: RefSeq, a predicted model, not a curated record